AUUACGACCAGCAAUGGCUAUCCGAAUGCCUAGAAUUAUGCAUGCCAAGCAGCUUCUUCGUCAGUCGAAACUGUUUGCCAAUCAAGCCGCCCUCACCUCAACAGUUGUUCCUAAAGGAUACUUUGCAGUCUAUGUUGGGGAGAGUCAAAAGAAGCGAUUUGUAGUUCCAAUUUCAUUCUUGAAUCAGCCUUCAUUUCAGAGGUUGUUAAGUAUAGCUGAGGAAGAAUUCGGAUUCAGUCAUCCUUUGGGUGGUCUCACAAUUCCUUGCAGAGAAGAGGUCUUCAUUGAUCUCACUUCACGCUUGCAUUAGUUGUCUACUGCUAAAAAAUAAU
Messenger RNA from Durio zibethinus, 332 nucleotides. The record is from RefSeq and is a predicted model, not a curated record. Lineage: Eukaryota; Viridiplantae; Streptophyta; Magnoliopsida; Malvales; Malvaceae.